Messenger RNA from Oryctolagus cuniculus (rabbit), 2936 nucleotides. NCBI's taxonomy places the organism in Eukaryota, Metazoa, Chordata, Mammalia, Lagomorpha, Leporidae. The record is from RefSeq and is a predicted model, not a curated record.
CAUAGCUUCCCUGAUGGUUUCUUGUCUUUUUCCCUGAAUACUUCUACAUUCUUCUGAACAUUGCUCAUUCCAGAGUGACUAUUGUCCCCCUUUCAGCCUCCUGUGCAAUUGCCCUUGACAUAGUCUGGCCUUUCUGAACAGAAAUUCCUGUUUCCCUCCAGCUUGGGCAUUUUUCACAGCCUUUAUACCACAGGUUUGAUCCCCUGUUGAAUGCUUCUGUGUGGCUGUCCAAAUGCUCAACAAAUCUGAAAUGAAAUGGCAUCCUUCCUUCUUCCUCCAUAUGCAUGCAGAAGUUAUACAACUGCCAUUUUUUGUUAUGUGACAGAGUUGACAUGUUGACCAGGAGUGUUCUAUCACAGGUGAUGAUAACAUUUGAAGACCUGGCUGUGUACUUUACCUGGGAGGAAUGGCAGAACAUGAACCAAGCUCAGAAAAUCCUGUACAGGGAUGUGAUGCUGGAGACCUACAGCAGCCUGUUCUCCUUGGGGCACUGCAUGACCAAACCUGACUUGAUCUUGAAGUUGGAGCAAGGAGCAGAGCCCUGGAUGGGGAAAGAAUGCUUACAUCAUAGCCUCCCAGUUGCCAUGAAAAGGGAUGACCUGAUUAGGAAAAACCAGAAAAGUCAGGACAAAAAUCUGAACCAGAAUGUUAUGAAAAACAAUAAGACAUCAACUCCCAAGAUCAUUGAAUUAAGAAAAACACUUCGUUUAAGUUCAAACCAUAUUCCAAAACUGAGUAUCAAAAAGAGAAUCUAUUCAGGAAUGAAACCUGAAGAAUGCAAUGUAUGUCACAAUGUGUAUCUGCACUGUGGGCCUGUUCAACUACAAACUGGAGAAAAAUUUGAUGCUACUAAUGUGCCUGGGAAUGCUCUCCAGAUCUGUGAGGCUCUUAAUCAACAGCACAAAAAUCAGACUGUGCAACAGUCAUUUGAACCAAUUGGAAAAGGCAAAGUCUUCAAAAGGAAAAAUAUAUUUUGUCAAUCUGAGAGGCAUUUUAUGGUAGAAAGUAAGAAGUCAACUGCCAAUAUUGGCAAGACAACUCAAAUAGAACAUGAUUUCCAUAAAAAUUCUAACCUCAGUAUGCAUCAACAAAGUCCCAGAAGAGAGAAAGUUUAUGAAUAUAGUAGUUCUUUGGAACCUGUCAUUGAUCAAUCACCUCUUAAAAUAAAUCAUAGACCACAUAUAGGGAAGAAACCCUAUGCAUGUAAGCCUUGUGGAAAAUCAUUCAGUUAUAAAUUCUGCCGUGCAAUUAAUUAUGGUACUCACAUAGUGGAAAACUCUCAUGUGUUUAAUGAACAUGGAGAAGCCACUUACCAGAAGUCACAUCUCAUAAAUCAUCAGAGAAUUCACUCAGGUGAGAAACCUUAUGAAUGUAAUGACUGUGGAAAAUACUUUGAUCAGAAGUCACACCUCAUAAAGCAUCAGAUAAUUAACACAGGGAAUAAACUUUAUGAAUGUAAUAACUGUGGAAAAGCUUUUGGCCUAAAGUCACACCUCAUAAAUCACCAGAGAAUUCACAUGGGAGAGAAACCUUAUGAAUGCAGUGACUGUGGAAAAGCCUUUCACUAUAAAUCAAUCCUCACAAAGCAUCAGAAAAUUCACACAGGGGAUAAGCCUUAUGAAUGUAAUGACUGUGGAAAAGCCUUUGGCCGGAAGUUCCAUUUCAUAAAUCAUCAGAGAAUUCACACAGGGGAGAAACCUUAUGAAUGCAAUGACUGUGGAAAAGCCUUUCGCUGUAAAUCAGUCCUCACAAAUCAUCAGAGAAUUCACACAGGGAAGAAACCUUAUGAAUGCAAUGAGUGUGGAAAAGCCUUUGGCCAGAAGUCACACCUCAUAACACAUCAGAAAAUUCACACAGGGGUGAAACCUUAUGAAUGCAGUGACUGUGGAAAAGCCUUUCGCUGUAAAUCGGCCCUCACAAAGCAUCAGAGAAUUCACACAGGGGAUAAGCCUUAUGAAUGUAAUGACUGUGGAAAAGCCUUUAUGUGGAAGUCUUGUCUCAUCCUACAUCAGAGAAUUCACAUUGGGGAAAAACCUUAUGAAUGCAAUGACUGUGGUAAAGCCUGUAGCCAGAAGUCAAACCUCAUAACUCAUCAGAAAAUUCACACAGGAGAGAAACCUUAUGAAUGCAAUGAGUGUGGCAAAGCUUUUGGCCAGAAGUCACACCUCAUAACUCAUCAGAAAAUUCACACAGGGGUGAAACCUUAUGAAUGCAGUGACUGUGGAAAAGCCUUUAUGUGGAAGUCAUGUCUCAUCCUACAUCAGAGAAUUCACACGGGGGAAAAACCUUAUGAAUGCAGUGACUGUGAUAAAGCCUUUGGCCAGAAGUCACAUUUCAUAAAUCAUCAGAGAAUUCACACAGGGGAGAAACCUUAUGAAUGCAAUGAGUGUGGGAAAGCCUUUGGCCAGAAGUCACACCUCUUAAGGCAUCAGAAAAUUCACACAGGGGAGAAACCUUAUGAAUGCAGUGACUGUGGAAAAGCCUUUGGCCGGAAGUCCCAUUUCAUAAAUCAUCAGAGAAUUCACACACGGGAUAAGCCUUAUGAAUGUAAUGACUGUGGAAAAUCCUUUAUGUGGAAGUCACAUCUCAUCCUACAUCAGAGAAUUCACAUGGGGGAAAAACCUUAUGAAUGCAAUGACUGUGGUAAAGCCUUUGGCCGGAAGUCACAGCUCAUAACUCAUCAGAAAAUUCACACAGGAGAGAAACCUUAUGAAUGCCAUGAGUGUGGGAAAGCCUUUGGCAAGAAGGCAUACCUCAUAAAUCAUCAGAGAAUUCACACAGGGGAGAAACCUUAUGAAUGUAAUGACUGUGGAAAAGCCUUUGGGAAGAAGUCACACCUCAUAAAUCACGAAAGAAUUCACACAGGAGAGAAACCUUAUGAAUGUAAUGACUGUGGAAAAGCCUUUCGCUGUAAAUCAGCCCUCACAAAGCAUUAG